Messenger RNA from Poecile atricapillus (Black-capped chickadee), 1165 nucleotides. It is a transcript of the gene HIGD1A, whose product is annotated as HIG1 hypoxia inducible domain family member 1A. Gene Ontology annotation, biological process: negative regulation of apoptotic process; mitochondrial respirasome assembly. The record is from RefSeq and is a predicted model, not a curated record. The coding region runs from base 158 to 445 and encodes 95 amino acids. NCBI's taxonomy places the organism in Eukaryota, Metazoa, Chordata, Aves, Passeriformes, Paridae. The transcript is spliced from 4 exons. Gene Ontology annotation, cellular component: mitochondrion.
GUUGCCGCGUUCCGGAUUGGCUGUCGGCGGGCGCGCGGGCGCGCGGCACGCUGGGAGUUGUGGUCCCGGCGGAGGGGCGGGGCGGAAGCGGCCAAUAAGAGGAGGGGGCGGGGCCAGGCACGGCAGACGCCGGCCGGUGUCGGAUGAGCGCGCCACCAUGUCACCCAGCCAGGAACCUGUUUUCCCUGACUAUGAGACAGAGACCAGCCAGACCUCGAAGCUGAUAAAAAAAUUUAAGGAGACACCAUUUGUGCCCAUUGGGAUGGUCGGCUUUGCAGGUGUAGUUGCCUACGGGCUGUACAAGCUGAAGCACAGAGGUGACAUGAAAAUGUCCCUGCACCUGAUCCACAUGCGCGUAGCAGCCCAGGGCUUCGCCGUGGGAGCCCUGACAUGUGGUGUACUGUAUUCCCUGUUCCGGGAUUACGUGGUGAAGCCCAAGGAAUAGUAGGAAGCCCUCUGAAAUCCCUGUCCUGGUGGUGGUGACCUGUGUACUGCAGCUCCAAACCUCCUGUCAAGGGGUUCUUGAGGAAAGCAAAUAAUACAUUUAGAGAAUUGUUCUAUUUUGUGUAUGGUACACUGUGCUGAACCUGGCAGCCUCAGAAUGUCCACUGGGGGAGUGGGUGUUGGGGUCUGGGUCUCUGAUUGACAUCACCACAUCCCAGUUUGUAGGGGAUAUCGUGGAGUGCAAUCCCUCUUAUCUUCCCCUUCAGCUCAGUCCUAAAACCAGUGACUUCUUUUGCUGUUGUUGCCCAAAACCAUGAUGUCUGAACUGGCUUCUGUCAGGGAAUGUCAGGAAUACCUUGCUGUCAUUUUCUAGCCUCUGCCUCCAGCUUUGUAAUUUAGAAGCUUCCAGUAGCACUAAGUGACUUCUAAAAUAUUGAGAGAGAUAUAUAAACAUCUAUUUUUUUUUAUUUAAGGCAUAAGAUAAAUAUGUUGCAGCUAUUUAAAUGUUAUAUUUAUUCAUUGUUAACAAGGACACAGGCUCCCUAUUUUCGCUAAAUCAGACCUUGGAUUAUGAUAUUUUGUAACUUUAUUUACUGUGUUUUCUGAGUAACAUCUAAAUGUAACAUUUAAAAUACAUUUUGUGAAAACUAAACCUUAAUUUGGUGGUUUUAAUACUUCUAAAGUGUAUGAUCUAGCUGAUUUGUGCAGUACUGUUCCUGAC